GCUGGUGGCGCUCGAUUGAGAGAAUGAUAGAAGUCGGUGGAGGCCAAGCCACGUGGGAUUAGUUCAAGGAGCGGUUUUAUGAGAACUACUUGUCUGCUCAUGUGAGGUAUAACAAGCAGGCUGAGUUCAUGAACUUGAAGUAGGGAGCCAUGACAGUGGAAGAGUAUGAAGAGGAGAUUGAUAAGUUGUCUUGUUUUACCCUUGACCUGGUGUCUACUGAGGCAAAGAGGGUUGAAAUGUUUGUGCAAGGACUCUGAGACGGGGUGCGAGGCAUCGUGCAAGCCUUGGAGCCUCCCACCUACGCCGCAACCUUCUGAGCGGCAGCAUGCGUGAGUUGUCCUUUAGGGAUAGAUUUCCUAAAGUCCCUGACGGAGGAACCGGACCCCGGCUAGAAGAGGAAGGUUGAGCAGAAAGCUCCGGGACCUUCGUAGAAGGUCCCGAGUACAAGCAGGUCAGUAGGGCAUGCUCAACGACAGGCUACGACUUCAGGAGGAGUUUGGAGGGAAAGGCUGGUAUGCAAGUCUUGUGGGAAACGUCAUUGGGGAUGCUGUCUGAUUGGCACGGGGACAUGCUUCAGAUGUAAGCAGAUAGGGCAUACGGCAGAUCAAUGCCCUAGUAGUGGUUCUGGAAGUGCGGGGGGUCAGCCCCCGAGUUCGCAUCAGGGUAGUUCAAACCACAGCAGCAGUAGGGUCGAGUAUAUGCCACCAGUCGUCGGGAAGCUGAGCACUCGGGAACAGUGGUGACAGGGCUGGAAAUUGUGAAAGGCUAAACAGAGACGGAGGAAGGGCUUUGCCCGUGGUGGGUCUUUGGUUACAGUGGCUGAAAAGCGGCGGUAAAGUCAUUGGGUGUGAUUCAAUUCACUGUAUUGUAUUGGUGACUUGAUGCUCUUAUAAGCAGCAGUAAGGACAAACCCAUAGUGCCUCCGCUCCCUCGCCGGUUGUCUCCCCCAGUUGUUGUCGCUCCGUUGGCCGCAGCUGUUUAAUCAUUGACUUGGAAGUUUUCUCUGGAGUAAUUUUGCGGAAGAUUUCUAUGGAAGAGGCUAAAGAAAUUUCGAAGAGUAACAGAAUUGAAGAUAUCAGCUGGCUUUGUUCACUAUCUGAAUCAGAACUUGAUAUGUUGAUUAGCAUUAAAAUGCUAGUUCUUCAACGUGCAAAAGUAAUUGGUCAUGAAGAUUUAGCUAAGAAAUUUGAUUUGAAGACAAUACGUGCGAUUGGGUUUGUUUUGAUGGAACAUCUUAAAGGAGAACUUAAGGCGUCAGAUGUUCCAGAUCUGUCUCAAUCUGCUGCCUUAAAUGGGUGCAACUUAUUAGACAGCAAUCUUGAGAAAAUCUUGUCAAUUGAUGAGAUAAUGGCAAGUAUCUGUUCAGACAGAAGGAAGAAACCUGGAAAAAGGCCGCGGGAAAAGGUUGAUUCCAGACAGAAGACGAACGACAAGUUGUGAAUCAGAAAAUACUAGAAGUUGAACAGAUUCAUGGAGGUUGUCUUGGCCGACAUGUCGGCAAAAUGCAGCUUUCCCACGUUGCAAGACUUGGCCGCAUUCGUUAUAGUAGCCAUGGUCGUUGCAAACAUUUUUGUUAGUUUUUGUUGUUGUUAAGGGAUCUGUAAUCAUCUUCCACAGUAGUUUCUAGAUAUAAUUUUUUUGACAAUAUAUGGGAUGGAGGAAUUCAACCUCUAAUCUCGAGGUUAGUAAUACAAGGUCUAUGACAGUAGAGCUAUCCUAUAGCGUUAGGUUUCACUAUAGUUUUAUCGUAAUUUUUUUGUGGAUAGUGUAGGAAGUGAAAGGAACCAUUAUCAAUAAAGCUGAGAUAUUAAUGGUUGGAGCUAUA
Benincasa hispida (wax gourd) is the source of this 1825-nucleotide messenger RNA. Lineage: Eukaryota; Viridiplantae; Streptophyta; Magnoliopsida; Cucurbitales; Cucurbitaceae. The record is from RefSeq and is a predicted model, not a curated record.